Galleria mellonella (greater wax moth) is the source of this 1261-nucleotide messenger RNA. RefSeq names its product zinc carboxypeptidase A 1-like. The coding region runs from base 65 to 1234 and encodes 389 amino acids. NCBI's taxonomy places the organism in Eukaryota, Metazoa, Arthropoda, Insecta, Lepidoptera, Pyralidae. Gene Ontology annotation, molecular function: zinc ion binding; metallocarboxypeptidase activity. The transcript has 8 exons. The record is from RefSeq and is a predicted model, not a curated record. Gene Ontology annotation, biological process: proteolysis.
AUCACUACGUAUGUCAGAUAGACUAAAUUUAUUUAACUCACAAAUAUAUUUUAUUGUAUAAAGAAUGCUUUUACAGAUUAAAGUUUAUAUAAUAACAAUAUUAUACUUUUUUGGCUCUUUAUUCAUGGUAUUAUUUCCACCAAGAAAUUUUGAACAGUCCUCCGGAGCGAGUAUACGAAUAAUGCGAAGAUUUGGGGAUGAAAUAAAUUAUAAAGAGUAUAUCGACAACGAGGCUCUAUUAACUAUAAUUCAACGCAUAACACGUAAUGACUCGGAAGUAGCUCGUUUGGUGUAUUUAAAGCCUAUCACUGCAGAAAAUAGAAGUAUUGUGUCUUUAGAACUGCACAGUGAUUUGCAAAGCAAAAAACCUGGAAUACUCGUUAUUGGAGCACUUAAUGGCAUGGUAUGGGGAGCUUCGAAUGCAGUGAUAGAACUGGCUGAAAAGUUACUUUAUGACUCCAACUAUCAAACUCCAUUCUUCAAUGAUUAUGAUUGGUACUUAAUCCCGAUGGGUAAUCCAGACGGCAUACAUUUCACUCAAAAACUACGCUCCCGUCCUUCAUUUGGUGCUGACGAAUGGUCUAGAAAUAUUACAGUCAGAAACCAAACACGCCCAACUGUUUGGCACAAGAAUGUAGACAAGAACAAUGGUCCCGGAACAUGUUUCGGUACCAACAUCAACCGCAAUUUUGCAUACCAUUGGCAAGACGAUGUCAGCAAAACUCCAGAUCAAUGCUCGCAGUAUUAUCCAGGUGUUAAACCAUUUUCUUCGGUUGAAGCGCAAGCAAUACGUAACUAUAUCCACCGUCUAGGAGAUGUAAUACAUUUAGCGAUUCAUCUACAUGCUAGCUUUGUUCCUAAAAAGGAAUUUAUAUUAUAUCCAUGGCGUUAUUCUCUUCGACACCCAAGCAAUUACCGAACGUUACAAGACAUCGGCGAAUAUGCAGCGAGGCAAUCACGGUUACCCGACGGACGAUUAUAUGAGGUACAUCAAAGCAGCAGCGACGAACGUGUGGCUGGCUCGCUCAGUGACUACAUCACCGGUGUAGCGGGCAUCGACCUAGUAUUCUUAGUAAAACCGUACCAUCAGAUGUAUCCUAACUAUACAGAUCAUACCAUUCUUGAGGUGUACGUAAAGAAAGCAAUGUCGGCAAUAUUGAGCUUAGUUCGGGGUUGGAGAAGCAGCACUAAACAAAAUACACUCUCAUUCUUUGGGAAGGAUGUCGAAUUUUAGUUUUAAAAACCAAUCUGAAUCAUCUCA